AUGGCACGGAAAGUAGUCGGCAUAGGGAGAUAUCUCCGAAUCUUGAGGUGCGAGCACAAAUCAGUCUUGUCUCUGAGCGAUGCUGACUACGAGAAGAUGCGGAGCGAUAAUCCUCGACAACGACGACUUCUCCCCGUCACUUCUUGUCCUCGGCCUAUGAGGCUUGAGAUGAGUCCUUGGCAGAGUAAAACGGCCGACAACAAGACGAAAAGAUGA
Molecule: messenger RNA, 216 nt
Organism: Arabis nemorensis
Lineage: Eukaryota; Viridiplantae; Streptophyta; Magnoliopsida; Brassicales; Brassicaceae
Source: the annotation of a GenBank genome assembly